AUGUCGUCAGGAGCACCGUCGGGCUCAUCAAUGUCAAGUACGCCCGGAUCACCGCCACCACGUGCUGGCGGACCGAAUAGUGUUUCGUUUAAAGAUCUAUGUUGUCUCUUCUGUUGCCCACCAUUCCCCUCGUCAAUCGUCUCAAAAUUGGCAUUUAUGCCACCAGAACCGAGUUACACAAUCUCCGAAGACAAUAAAUUAGUGUUGAUUGAAGGCCGAGCAGCGUGGCCACACGAGAACAUCUUUCUGGAGACGUGCGUCGAGAUGCGCGUUGCGAGGACUCGACGACGUAAUCGUGUCGCGUGUACAAUGAUUCGAGCGAUCCCAGACGCUCAUUUCACUCUUUUAUUCUCACACGGAAAUGCUGUUGACUUGGGACAAAUGUCCUCUUUCUUGUACGGACUUGGGUAUCAUUUGCAGUGUAAUGUGUUCAGUUAUGACUAUUCGGGAUAUGGAUGCUCGACGGGCAAACCGUCGGAGAAGAAUUUGUAUGCGGAUAUUACGGCAGCGUUUGAAUUGUUGAAGACUGAAUUUGGCGUUCCAAAAGAGAAGAUCAUCCUCUACGGUCAAUCGAUCGGAACGGUUCCGAGUGUCGAUUUGGCGAGUCGUGAGGAUCUCGCCGCUCUCAUUCUCCACUCUCCACUUAUGUCCGGAAUGCGUGUCGCCUUCCCGGGAACCACGACGACUUGGUGUUGUGACGCGUUUCCAUCCAUCGAGAAGGUGCCACGUGUCAAGUGUCCAACUCUCGUAAUUCAUGGAACAGACGACGAAGUUAUUGAUUUUUCACACGGAGUCUCUAUUUAUGAGAGGUGUCCGACGUCUGUCGAGCCGCUAUGGGUUCCAGGAGCCGGUCACAACGAUGUGGAACUACACGCAGCAUAUCUGGAACGCCUUCGGAGUUUCAUCGAUUUGGAGGCGUCGGCGAUCCGAGUGACAGCUCCAAUCACCGCUGCAACGACGACCACCGCCGUCACUACUAACAAUGGCACCGCGUCAGCAUAG
This is a messenger RNA of Caenorhabditis remanei, 1002 nucleotides long. RefSeq lists its product as uncharacterized. The coding region runs from base 1 to 1002 and encodes 333 amino acids. Gene Ontology annotation, biological process: protein depalmitoylation. The transcript is spliced from 4 exons. Lineage: Eukaryota; Metazoa; Nematoda; Chromadorea; Rhabditida; Rhabditidae. Gene Ontology annotation, molecular function: palmitoyl-(protein) hydrolase activity. The record is from RefSeq and is a predicted model, not a curated record. Gene Ontology annotation, cellular component: endosome membrane; plasma membrane.